Aphanomyces astaci is the source of this 950-nucleotide messenger RNA. RefSeq lists its product as hypothetical. The transcript has 3 exons. Bases 22 to 744 code for a protein of 240 amino acids. Gene Ontology annotation, cellular component: plasma membrane. NCBI's taxonomy places the organism in Eukaryota, Oomycota, Saprolegniomycetes, Saprolegniales, Verrucalvaceae. The record is from RefSeq and is a predicted model, not a curated record. Gene Ontology annotation, biological process: plasma membrane organization; phospholipid homeostasis; membrane assembly.
UAACGGUGGCACACGAUCAAGAUGGCUCGGACGGCCGUGUUGCUGGGGUCUGCGUCCUGCGGGUUGUGUGCUGGCCUGGUGUACCUCAAUAAGCAGUUGGCUUGGAUUGGCAUAUUUGGUCUGCUCUUCUUCGUCGUUCGGACAUGCGUUGUGCCUGCAUUGUCGACGCGAUACGUGGCGUGGUACCGCUCCACGAACGACGGAGACGCCAAGCUCUUGUGGUGCAACACAGCAGUGUCGUUGGUGCACUCUGGCUUGUCCGCCGCGCUAAGUAUCACCGUGCUGGCAAUCGACCCCAUUCAAGACUGGGUGCAUUCGUGUUCGCCACUGGCCGUCAUAUGUCUCUCAGUGUCCACAGGGUACUUCAUCUAUGACUUUUACGACAUGGUCGUGGGGGCUCUUUACGUCCGCGCCCAUGGCAUCCUUGUCCACCACAUCAUGGUCACAACCUGCUACGUCAUGGCAUUGCACUGCAAAGUAGCUGUGCCGUACCUUGUGGUGAUGUUGCUGCUAGAGAUCAACUCGAUCUGGCUCCACUCUCGCAAACUCAUGUCCAUGGUUGGGUUCACUUUGGCGAAUCGGGUGUAUGCGAUGACGUGGCACGCGCUGUGGCUUUCAUUUUACACCACGCGUGUGCUUCUACCGUUCGCAGUGCACGUAGGCGUCACGUUGGACCGCCACCGGUUCCCCCAUGUGGUACGACGGACGACCAUCAUUCGUAUCGUGACACGAGUGUUUGUGUAGAGUCAGUUUGCAGUUGCCUUUGGCGGCACCGGUGUCCUCCACGUACUGAAUUACCUGGUGUAUGUGGGGUGCAGCAAAGCGUACAACAAGGAAAGACACUUGAAACACAAGUAAAGCUAAUAGACGGGAUUUUGCGAUUGAACGAAACAUAUACACAGCUUCUUAUGGCCUCUCGGCAUUGACCCAUCCAUUCCGAUAUACUACGU